GAUUUCUAAUGUCUUGUAAAAGGUAUUCUACUGCAUUUUUCCUUCUGUUCCUUUCUGUUUCUUUUUUCUUUUCCAGAAAAAAAUCAUUGUAGGUGUGGUACAUUGGAAGUAUGGAAUCAAUCUCUAUGAUGGGAAGUCCUAAGAACCACAAUGAAACUUUUUUACCAAAUGUUGCCAAUGGCAUCAAGGAUGCCAGUAAGAUCACAAUAGGUAUCAUUGGAAGUGGAGACUUUGCCAAGUCAUUGACCAUUAGGCUCAUCAGAUGUGGGUACCCUGUGGUCGUGGGAAGCAGAAACCCUAAACUUGCUGCCGAGUUCUUUCCUCAUGUGGUUGAUGUCACUCAUCAUGAAGAUGCAAUAUCAAAAACAAACAUCAUUUUCGUAGCCAUACACAGAGAACAUUAUGCUUCUUUGUGGGACCUCAAGCAUUUACUUGCUGGUAAAAUUCUGAUUGAUGUCAGCAACAAUACAAGAGUAGACCAGUAUCCAGACUCCAAUGCAGAGUAUUUGGCAUCACUUUUCCCAGAUUCUCUGAUUGUCAAAGGAUUCAAUGUCAUUUCAGCUUGGUCAUUGCAGUUAGGACCAAAGGAUGCCAGCAGACAGGUCUAUAUAUGCAGUAACAAUGUUCCAGCUCGUCAUCAAGUUAUUGAGCUUGCCCGGCAGCUCAAUUUUAUUCCUAUUGAUUUGGGGGCGUUGUCGUCUUCAAAGGAGAUUGAAAAUUUACCUCUGCGACUGUUCACACUGUGGAAGGGACCUGUAGUGAUGGCUAUUAGCUUGGCAACGUUUUUCUUCAUCUACUCUUUUGUCAGAGAUGUAAUCCAUCCAUAUAUGAGAAAUCAGCAGAGCGACUUCUACAAGAUCCCCAUUGAGAUUGUGAACAAGACUUUACCAAUUGUUGCUAUCACUUUACUCUCUCUAGUAUAUCUGUCAGGACUUAUUGCAGCUGCUUAUCAGCUUUACUACAGUACUAAGUAUAGGCGAUUUCCACCUUGGCUGGAGAGCUGGCUGCAAUGUCGAAAGCAGCUUGGACUGCUCAGCUUUUUCUUUGCAACAGUUCAUGUGGCAUAUAGCCUCUGCUUACCUAUGAGGAGAUCAGAGCGAUACUUGUUCCUCAAUAUGGCAUAUCAACAGGUUCAUGCAAAUAUUGAAAAUUCUUGGAAUGAGGAAGAAGUGUGGCGAAUUGAAAUGUAUAUCUCCUUUGGAAUAAUGAGUCUUGGAUUACUUUCUUUGCUGGCAGUAACUUCAAUCCCUUCAGUAAACAGUGCCUUAAACUGGAGGGAGUUCAGUUUUAUUCAGUCUACACUUGGAUAUGUUGCUCUGCUCAUAAGUACAUUCCAUGUACUGAUUUACGGGUGGAAAAGAGCCUUUGAAGAAGAAUACUACAGAUUUUACACACCACCAAAUUUUGUUCUUGCCCUUGUUCUGCCUUCCAUUGUAAUUCUAGGUAAGGUCAUUUUACUUUUGCCAUGUGUAAGCAGGAAACUGAGGAGAAUUAGAAGAGGAUGGGAAAAAAGCCAUAUUAUGGAAGAAGCAAGUGGGUCUGUUCCACAUCUCUCUCCAGAAAGGAUAACUGUGAUGUGAUGAUUGAUUAGUAUUUGUUAGCACUGUUGUAGACGGUUGUUGUUUCUUCUUUUUCGGUGGGUGUCUUAAAUUUUCAGGAAUUUAUCUAAUGUAUGAGUAAAGUCACUGUGGACUUGCUCUCAAGCAAGCUCUCAAUCAAGCUAUGAGAAAUUUAUAACUACCAGCAUGCUACUUCAGAAAACUACAAAAAUAUUUUUGUUUUAAAUUAUAGAGGGCAGAUGAUAAGUGAAAAUUUUUAAUGCUCUUUUGCACAGUUUUAUCACCAAAAAUAUUUCAUUAUAACCAUGCUUUCUAGAUAUUUCUUUGACUCAGAGUAUAUGUGCCAAAGUGCUAUUUAUCAAUACCACAUUUUCUGGGCAGUGUUUCUUUUAUUAAAACCACACUUUUUGGUUAGUGAGUUCAGAAUAUGAACUGAAAGAGUUAAUAAUUCAGGAAAUAAUGAGGUUUUGAAACAACAAAAUAAUUUGUGAUUAUGUAUUGCACAUGUACAGAUGUUAUUCUUGUGUCGUUUUGCACCAUACCAUGAUUUGAAUAUGUAAGAAAAUUUCAAUUAUGGGCUAAUUACGCAUCCUGUAACCAAAAUGUAUUAUGCUAACACGGACUUUUUUUCGAAGUACCACAUAGAUUUUUUUUAGACCUUUAACAUCUCUUUAUUUUCAUAUGAAGAUGAAAUUUCAUAAAGGAAAAUUCAAAACAAUGUUAUAUAAGCAUAGAAGGACUUGCAGGUACAAGCAACUAAUUUUUGCUUUUAGAAUGAUUUGGAAAUGCCAGGAUAUAUAUUAAAACAGCAACAGCAACAACAGCAAAUACUGAGAAGUCUGCAACAAUAAAAAUCCAUUUUCACUGUGAAACUUCCAGUAUCUUGAUACAACAGGGAGGCAUCACAACACUCAUGUUGUUUGUUUCUACACUGGAAUUUCAGUUAUUGUAUAUGAAUUUCCCAGAGUCUGUCUUAAAAUCUUAGUAUCUUCUUGUGCAAAUACAAUCUUCUAUUUUUAUAUAAAAGUCUUACUUUUACAAGUAUCUGUGGGAUAUGCCUGGAUUUUUGAGAAACAAAAUUAAUAUUCUUAUACCUCAGAACUUUAAAUAUAUUGAUAAAUCGUCAAAAUGAAAAUUUACUUCUAAAACUUGGCAUUUGCCUUUCCUAUGGGAUUCAAAAGAAAAUUCAAAAUUACUUAUUACUACUGAUUUAUCAGGUUUUAUUCUUCUCUAACGAAAUAGCCAAACUCAACUUACUACCUUCAGGCUACUCCUGCUAAAUCAGUGAAACUUUUAUUUCAGUGAGUGUGUAUUUGGUCCUGAUUUUCUUUACUUGCAUGCAAUUAUAUUUUUCUUAACUGUUUCUGCACCGUUUAGGAAAUCUGGCUUAGUUUAGUUGAAUCUUCACCUAUUACUUAUUUGUUUGCAAGAAUUUGUCAUGAUACAUGUCAGAAAUAUAGACUGCUUAAUCUUGAGUUUACCCUUGAAAAUCUCUAGUUCUGUAAAUCUCGUUAAAACUGUUCACAAUGAAACCAAUAGCUCCAUAGAACAGGAAUAGAGUCAAACUCUGUUCUCAGUUACACCAGCCUAAAUCCAAAGAAUUCAUGCUAGUCAUUCUUAAUUUCAUUUUAAACUCAAAGUAUCUGCCACAAUUUUAUUUUCAUUGUAGUAUACAUGUUCCUCAAACUUAUAUAUCAGGCCUGUUUAUAUUUGCAGUUUGUUGCAGUCAAGAGACAUUUGGACUUUUUCAUGUCAAGCACAGCCAAAUCCCAAAUUAAUAGAAAAGAUCUUCAUUAACAUAAAUGGUUUGACGAGUACAACUAUUCUCUUAAUUAUAAUUAUUCAUGUAUGCAGGUGUUUGCAGGAAUAUUUGCUCAUGGGUAGUCUGAGAGGGAUUUAAUCUUCACAAAUCCAUUGCGUUGUUUGCAUAAAACUCUCAAUUCUUUCACAUUAGUUUCAUGUUAGAGAAAACAGCAUAUAUGAUUUAUAUUAGCAUAUGAGGAGUCUUGGAGAAUUAUAGUUGGAUAAAUGCCAUGCUGCGUCUGCCCUACUCCUAUGCAUGGAUUAAAAUCAUAGAACUGGAGGGUUAAUUGAGAGCAGAGGUUCAUACCUCUGAAUAAAUUUAGAGGAGAAACCAUUCCUGGUUGAUAAUCUGAUUACAUUUAAAAAUUAAAAACACUGCUAUUAUUUUAUAGUACUUCUACACCUCUGUAGAAUAGAUAAUUAACAUUCAUCUUCCCUACAACUAUCUAAUUCUUGUUUGAUGCAACAGUGAUCACAUUGCAGAACUAAGAUACUGUAGUAAUUAAUUAUUACUGUCAAAGUCCGUAUGUUUUUACUGCCUCGUGCAAACAGUUAGUAUAUAGAAAAAUGUAUUUGCCCUCUUUCCUAUGCAAAAAAGUCACCAUUAAAUCCUUCAAGAAUGUUUAAAUUGUUAAAUUUUGAACUGCAAGAGGUUUCUGGAAAAAAUAGUGAUGUGUUGUUCC
Rhea pennata is the source of this 4045-nucleotide messenger RNA. It is a transcript of the gene STEAP2, whose product is annotated as STEAP2 metalloreductase. Gene Ontology annotation, cellular component: endosome; plasma membrane. Gene Ontology annotation, biological process: copper ion import. The record is from RefSeq and is a predicted model, not a curated record. NCBI's taxonomy places the organism in Eukaryota, Metazoa, Chordata, Aves, Rheiformes, Rheidae. The coding region runs from base 111 to 1580 and encodes 489 amino acids. Gene Ontology annotation, molecular function: ferric-chelate reductase (NADPH) activity; cupric reductase (NADH) activity. The transcript is spliced from 4 exons.